Euleptes europaea (tarantolino) is the source of this 1304-nucleotide messenger RNA. RefSeq lists its product as uncharacterized. The transcript has 2 exons. NCBI's taxonomy places the organism in Eukaryota, Metazoa, Chordata, Lepidosauria, Squamata, Sphaerodactylidae. The record is from RefSeq and is a predicted model, not a curated record. Bases 135 to 1010 code for a protein of 291 amino acids.
GCGACUGUGUCCCUUUUCCCACUGCGUAGCGCUCCUUCACGCUCACAAAGAUGGUGGCGGGCGGGCCGCAGGCGAUAGGCGACUGGCGCCCUACCUGAUUCGCUUUUGAGGUAAAGUGAAUCUGGAAAGAAACAAUGGCAGCUUUGGAUACUAAAGCAAAAGCAAAGAAAACUCUGGGAACUGUUGAUUAUGUGGAGUCGUCAGAAUUUGCACAAGGAAUUCUACCUACAAAGAAGGAUGUCAUUCAAAAUAUGUUAUAUCUGUUGCACCCUAAAAGGGCUGGGCAGGCCCAGCGAUCCAAAGAAGAUGCUGCCCAAUUGCUUGCUGAACUUUUGCAGGAACACUGGUUAUUUUGCAAUUUGUACACCAUAGCAACACAUAGCAUAAAAAACCAUAUACUUAAGGUAUAUGAGGAAUUCUCCAAGUUGUAUCAGUCCAGAAAGCGAAGAAAAAAUGAGCUGUUUACACAAAAAGCAGAUGACUUCAACAGGAGCUCAGAACAGCUUUUUGAUAUAUUUUGUGCAGAUACAGUUACAAGAGAGAAACUGGAGCAAUACAGCGGUAUGAAGAUGACAGACAUUGAGUGGAAAUUUCUUGAAGAUCAAAGAAGUGAAAGAAAAAUGUACUUUGAGGACUUCAUGGACAAGAAGCAAAUGGAAACAUUAGAAAGCCGAAGAAAAGUGCAGUCACUGGAGCGUUUCAGGAAGAUUGCAGAAGAAGAGAAAGAAACUUGUAAGCGUAAAGGAAUGGCUUCCAGUAGAGAUGAACAGCCAGAUGAAGAAGUCAGCAGUAGGAAUAAAGAUGACUCUUGUCUUGAACGCAGCAAGGGAGCCGGAGACUUUUCACCUAAGGCAAAAAGGAAGCGCCUCUCUUCUAGUUGGAUUACUGGGACUGCAACUUCAACUAGCUAUGGCGAGUCAGUUCCUCAUGAGUGUCAGCAUCUACGUAUGAGCAUCAGAAAAGUCAGACCGGGGUUCUAUGAGACUUUCGACAAAUAUGAAAACUGCUAGCUUCACAUAUGAAUUGCUAGAGGAAUUGCUUUUGUUGAAGUUGAAAAGAGUUUGGGGAGGUCUUAAAAUAACCUGAUCAAUUGGAAGUUGAUGUAGAUACUAUGUUGGGCUCCAUAAAUGUAUAGCGACAGCACCAAAGCAAUGACACCAGUAGAACAUGGCUUUUAGCUUACUGAGAAGGUUAAGAUGUGAUUUGUUUAGGCCCGUAUUGGUACCUUCACAAGGUAAAAGUGCUAGAUAUUAAAAGGCUGUAGCGCAGCAGAGGAAGGCAGAAGAACUAGUUCGGAGAUGCAC